UAUUUUUUAGUGAAGUGAAUUAAAAGGACGAGACGGCUGUAGGCAAGGACUAAGCUGAAAGAUGGAACAGAAUCUAUCGGAGAAAAAACCAGCCAUCGCCCAGACUGCAGACUUCGAUGUUAUGGGUGCCUUAGACUGGAAAGACGGCAUUGCCACCUUGCCUGGUAGCAACAUACAAUUUCGUUUAAGUGAGUUUGGAACACUGGAGAUCAUUACUGAAGCUGAAACAAAAGCUACAAAAAGCCUGUCUGCCUCAGCUAUAACUACCAGUUCAGUCCUCCUUAAUGCAUCUACCUCUUCUGCUUCCAGCAUCAUAACUGCUCGAAAUCCUGACGCAUCCCUAGAAAACAUUCCCAGAUCUGAGUUCCAUACUUGUGCAAGUCUCAAUUGUUCUGGGCAAAUGGAUGGCUUUGAGAAUCCCCGUUCUUGCCCUCAGGAGCAUAAAGACAGAGUUUCUAAGUGCUCCCCACCUGACUAUGGAAAUCAGACAAGUAGCGGCCAAGUGUAUGAAACUGAGAGACCCUCGAAGCGUCUACGACGGAAGAGGAAGUUGCUUUUGGAUUCUGACGAUGAGGAAGAAAAUGCAGAUGAUGAGGAGGAAAAGAAACUGAAUCUGAAAAGCCGUAAAAGUGCUAAACCAAUUAAGCAAGUUAUUCCUGGAAAGAAGUAUGUGUGGAACUGGAUUUCCUACUUAGAAGAAGAACGGAUGGUGGCCGCACCACUUAAACUAUUCAAAGAGUUGCAGUCCUUUCCACAAAAUAAGAAUGGAUUUAAAGUUGGAAUGAAGUUAGAGGGUCUGGAUCCUGAACAUCCAUCUUUAUUUUGUGUCCUUUCUGUUGCUGAGAUACAAGGGUACAGGAUGCGAUUGCAUUUUGAUGGCUAUUCUGAGUGUUAUGACUUCUGGGUUAAUGCUGAUUCUCCAGACAUCCACCCUGUGGGCUGGUGUGAAAAAACAGGCCACAAACUGCUUCCUCCUAAAGGUUACAAGGAAGGGGAAUUUAAUUGGGCUUCGUAUUUGAAGAAUGGCAAAGCUCAGGCUGCCCCCAAAACUCUUUUCAAGGCACUCAGCACACCAAUCACGCCUUCUGGUUUUCGAAUGGGAAUGAAAUUAGAAGCAGUAGACAAAAAGAAUCCUUCCCUAAUGUGCGUAGCGACCAUUACUGACAUGGUGGAUAAUCGACUGCUAAUUCACUUUGACAACUGGGAUGAAAGCUAUGAUUAUUGGUGUGAUGCUAGUAGCCCUUAUAUCCGACCUGUUGGUUACUGCCAAGAGACUGGAACGCCAUUAACAACGCCAGCUGAAUACAAAGAUUUCAAAAGCUUCUCAUGGGAGAAAUAUUUGGAAGAAACUGGUUCACAGGCAGCCCCAGCAAGAGCAUUUAAACUGCGCCCAGCCCAUGGUUUCCAGACUAACAUGAAACUAGAGGCUGUAGACAAGAGAAACCCCAUGCUAAUCCGAGUGGCAACUAUAACCGAUAAGGAUGACUAUCGUCUCAAGAUACACUUCGAUGGCUGGGACCCUAUCUUUGAUUUCUGGAUAGAUGCCGACAGUCCAGACAUUCACCCCAUGGGCUGGUGUGCAAAAACAGGACACCCCUUGCAGCUCCCACUAGGGACUGCAGAUCCAUCAGGGGCAGUGGGACAGGGAUGCCCUACUCCUGGCUGUCAGGGGAUGGGUCAUGUCAGGGGACCCAGAUAUGGAACACAUUACACUUUGAUUGGAUGCCCUUACUCAGAAACCAAUCGGAACAGAGAGAGUUCCUUACAGGAUCGCCUAGGUGGAGAGAGACCUUUACCAAAUAUCAGUAUUCAGAAGCCCAAGAAGCCUGAGCCUUCUGUGCCACUUUCCGAUCUACAGGAGGAUUCUCCGCAGUCCAGAAAGUCUUCCACACAAGAUGGGGAGAGAUCAGGAAGAAGCAGUGUCCACAGUCUAUCAGAGCAGUCCGAGACCAGCCACGAGAAGGACUGGACAGAAUCAGAAUCGUCUGCUAUCACCAAAAUCAAAUCCAAAAGGAUUGGUUGCUCACAUGGUUAUAUAAAGUUCCAGCUAAUGAAACAAGAAACUGAUGGAAGAGACACGGCGUUUGCUCUGCAGCAGGCCCUCCAUCAGUCUGUCUUCAUGCCGUCCCUUUCCACAAACCCGACCCACCGCCUCCAUCUCUGUUGGGAGCAACACUGCAAGCUGCUGCCGGAGGUCUCAGGCCUUACAGCCAAGAACGUGGCCAAAUGGAGCGUGGAGGAGGUGGCUGGCUUUGUCCAGCGUUUGCCAGGUUGCAAGGACCAGGCUGCUUUGUUCCGACAAGAGCAAAUCGAUGGCGAAGCUUUCCUUCUCCUAAACCAGUCAGACAUCGUUAAGAUCCUGAGCAUCAAGCUGGGGCCUGCACUGAAAAUAUACAAUGCCAUCCUGAUGUUCAAGACAGCUGAAGAAGCUUGAGACACCUCCUUCCUGACCAAGCUGGGGCACAAGGUUGGAGUUUGUGCAGAGGAAAGUGAGCGUCCACCAGCCCCCCCAUAACCAAUUCUGAAUAGGCUGGGACCUUGGAAAGGCAGCAUGGCCUUAAAUUGUAUUUCAGACUGACUUGGGUAGAAUCUACUGAAAGGAUCCCGAAGAAGAAGAAGAGGAAUCCCUUCUGCCACUUGGAAUGAAUGCAGUGGCUUCCCUUCUAGGAAGAGAUUAUUACUUUUUUUUUCUAAUUGAAUUUUGGAUAUGGUUAUAUUGAUCUUUUGUGAAGAUCUUGAAGACGCCUCCAGUUAUAAGAGGAAUCCCAGGUAUUGCUAUUGGUGGGGAGCCAAUCUCGAUCAAGCAAAGUGACUUUCCUGUUGACAGUGCCUACAGAAAGAGAGUCCAGGCUGUCUCCAGAGUCCUUGAUGUCUUCUGUCUGCACAGCCUUGAGAGUGGUUUGGGUUUUUUUAGUAGAAUGGGGAGAGUCUUCAAAACAGUGUUGUUUGGUUCCUAUUACCGGGAAGUUCAGGCAUCUGUUCUUCCCAGACUAGUUUGAAAUCCUUCUUUUUCAGCUAUCCAAAUGCCGCCAAUUAAUUUUGGUGUUUGUCUCUUUUUUAAAAGAAGUCCAGCAGCAUUUGCUUGGGGAGGAAAGGGGGUCCACAUGAAGUCCACCUCCAUGUAUGGUGAUUGUGCAGUGUGCUGCAUUGUUGAAGGGCACAGUUAAUAAAGGUCACAGGAGAGGGCUCAAAAGGCAGGCCCAUCAUUUGA
This is a messenger RNA of Heteronotia binoei (common prickly gecko), 3211 nucleotides long. Its product is annotated as lethal(3)malignant brain tumor-like protein 4. The transcript is spliced from 22 exons. The coding region runs from base 62 to 2434 and encodes 790 amino acids. Gene Ontology annotation, biological process: regulation of DNA-templated transcription. Gene Ontology annotation, cellular component: nucleus. Gene Ontology annotation, molecular function: zinc ion binding; protein binding. The record is from RefSeq and is a predicted model, not a curated record. NCBI's taxonomy places the organism in Eukaryota, Metazoa, Chordata, Lepidosauria, Squamata, Gekkonidae.